AUGCAUAUUGGCCCAGAGCCGACAACCGACAGAUUUAGUGUUGUUAUGUCUGGGGAUGAAGGCAUUAUUCCUGGGAAUGCUCUUGUUGUCGACGCCCAAAAACCUUUUCGCCCUCUUUCAAAAUUCGGAAAUAAUUUUCUGAACCGCUUUCAAUGUUGCCAACUCCGGAAUCCUGUCCUGGACAGCAUAGUCAUUAUUGAUACACCUGGUAUAUUAAGUGGUGAAAAACAGAGGUUAGAUCGUGGUUAUGACUUCACAGCUGUUGUUCAGUGGUUUGCAGAACAUGUUGACAGAAUAAUCCUACUUUUCGACGCUUAUAAACUUGAUAUAUCAGACGAGUUUAGGCGAGUGAUAGAAUCUCUCAGAGGUUAUGACGACAAAGUCCGUAUUGUUCUUAAUAAAGCUGAUAUGAUUGAUGCACAACAAUUGAUGCGCGUUUACGGAGCAUUAAUGUGGGGUCUUGGUAAAGUAUUAGGGACUCCGGAGGUUGUUAGAGUAUUUAUCGGGUCAUUUUGGGACCGACCACUGCGAUAUGACGUUAAUCGUCACUUAUUUGAGUUGGAGUCACAGGAUUUAUUUAAAGACCUUCGAAGUUUGCCUUCUAACGCGGCCAUGCGAAAACUAAAUGAUAUGAUACGACGAGCAAGGCUAGCUAAAGUACAUGCCUACAUAAUUGGUCAUCUUAAGAAACAGAUGCCUUCAAUCGUUGGGAAAAACAAAAAGAAGCAAGAACUUAUUAACAAUUUACAGCAGAUAUAUGAUUCUAUUUCACGUUUACACCAUGUAUCUCCUGGUGACUUCCCUAAACUCUGUCAUAUGCAGAGUAUUUUGAGUGAACAGGAUUUUACAAACUUCCCCUCUAUUAAAGAAAGGCUUAUUGAACAAGUCGACGUUAUGUUAACUCAGGAGAUCCCCAAAUUAAUGCAGAUGAUACCAAUUAGAUGGUUUCUGUGUAUAAAAGCUGUUAUGGUCAAACAAAGUUUCAAGCACACUCCUUAA
Schistosoma bovis is the source of this 999-nucleotide messenger RNA. The record is from the annotation of a GenBank genome assembly. NCBI's taxonomy places the organism in Eukaryota, Metazoa, Platyhelminthes, Trematoda, Strigeidida, Schistosomatidae.